Messenger RNA from Coffea eugenioides, 1533 nucleotides. RefSeq names its product probable E3 ubiquitin-protein ligase RHB1A. The transcript has 6 exons. The coding region runs from base 249 to 824 and encodes 191 amino acids. Gene Ontology annotation, molecular function: ubiquitin-protein transferase activity. The record is from RefSeq and is a predicted model, not a curated record. NCBI's taxonomy places the organism in Eukaryota, Viridiplantae, Streptophyta, Magnoliopsida, Gentianales, Rubiaceae.
CCCUUUCAGUCAGCAGCACUCGUUCAGCAGCAUCCCACCAUCACCAGUCUCUGUUUGUUGGUUGAAGUCUUGGUGGUUCAAUCAUUGAUGUAGAAGUAAGAACAUCUAGGACUGAAUCUGUACUUAAAACAGUUUUUCCUGGUGGAUCUGGCUGCGUCACGUUUUCACAAGCAGUUACUCUCAUUUUCAUUAUGGUGACCAGAAAAUCAUGUUCCUUUUACUAAGUGAUAUAAACAAAUAGGCAGGAAAUGGGAGGUUGCUGUUGUUCUUCCCGCAAGCCUCAAUUUCAUGGAACUCCUGUAUUUUACUAUUGCCCAUCCGUGUCGGAGGAACACGAGUCCCUGACUUCUAAUGACAGUGUUGCAACUGCACUCACUGCUGGUUUCCUGGUUGAUUUGAAUCUUGAUACAUCAAUUCCUGACACUUUUCGAUCCCCACCCACACCUAUUCCAUUUGAUGUGGUUUUGGGCCGUCCACCAACUGAUUCUAAUUCUGCUGGAGAACCAGGCAAUGCAAGCAGCUUUGAGACAGAUAUACCUGUAGAGAAUAAAGAAUCUGAUUUGAAAGCUGAACCUGGCUUCCUUCUUGCCACUACUAAAAAAAUUGGAAAUGAGCUUCUGAAAUCAAGCCCUCACUUAAAUUCAUUGACUCCAGAUGAAGAAGCUGAUGUUUGUCCUACAUGUCUUGAAGAUUAUGAUGCGGAGAAUCCUAGAAUCGUCACCAAAUGUAAUCAUCAUUUUCAUCUCUCUUGCAUACUGGAGUGGAUGGAAAGAAGUGACACUUGUCCCAUAUGUGAUCAGGAAAUGAUCUAUGAAGCUUUGUGAUGCCAUCAGAUUGAAGUGUCUUGGCCUUGAGAUGUCAAGGCAUGGCAACUUGAAUUUUGAAGGGUUGCCUAAGAAGUUAAUUUGUCCACACCAUGGGGUGGGGUGGCCAAGAGAUUCAUUUUCGUAUAAUUCUUAAUAAUUCUGUGCAUUAUGUGCAUAUUUUGAAAUGUCAAUGUAAGUUCAUAUUUUGAUCAAAUUCGGAAGGCAUCUCAAUUCUGGGGAGCUAUUAACGUGAAAGAAGAGGGGCACUAGUGGAAGGAAGGAAGCUCCUUUCACUUUAGGACACCAGAUGCCAUAUCUUUAACAGAUUGGCAUUUUAUGCAUUGAAGGACAGCGUAGCUGGUUGAUCUUUUUAUCCUGUACAGAGAAAACUAUGAGCGAUGUUGAAGGGUGCAAACUCAGGCUCAUGCUCGUGGACUCGAGAGAAACAGUCACUUUUGCUUUUGAUGUCUGGAAGAUCACUGACAUUACUCGAUUUCUCAUGGAUUAAUCCUUCUGAUACUACUGUUUAUCGUUUAUCAAUUGACAUAAUGCUGUACAAAUUUCAUCUUCUGAUAUCAGUUAGGAUGAUACAUGCAUUCAGCCAUGUUGCUUCGUUUGACUGGUUUCAAGAUUUCAUACCCGGACCAAGUUGAAUUCUUGUUAUUUAAGGUGUUUAAGAGGCAAAACUAUAUAAUAUUAGAUGGCUAAAUUGAAAAUUGAAUUGACA